Messenger RNA from Capsella rubella, 1772 nucleotides. RefSeq names its product putative pectinesterase/pectinesterase inhibitor 22. The coding region runs from base 1 to 1635 and encodes 544 amino acids. The transcript has 2 exons. NCBI's taxonomy places the organism in Eukaryota, Viridiplantae, Streptophyta, Magnoliopsida, Brassicales, Brassicaceae. The record is from RefSeq and is a predicted model, not a curated record. Gene Ontology annotation, molecular function: pectinesterase inhibitor activity; pectinesterase activity. Gene Ontology annotation, biological process: cell wall modification.
AUGGGCAUCAACGGGUUUCUCACCGCUCUUCUCUUAGCUAUGCUUAUAUUUGUCCACACUUCCUCGUCUGAAACCACUAUUUUCAAGCCAUACAAAGAAGAAAAUUUUCAGUCUCUUGUAGCGAAAGCGUGCCAGUUUAUCUAUGCGCAUGAGUCUUGCGUCUCUAACAUCCGGACGCACAUCAAGGAAUCGGGUCACGGGUUAAACCCUCACUCGGUUUUAAGCGCUGCGGUAAAGGAAGCGCAUGACAAAGCCAAGUUAGCAAUGGAAAGGAUCCCAACGGUUACGACGUUAUCCAUCCGUUCCCGUGAGCAAAUUGCCAUAGAGGAUUGUAAAGAGCUUGUAGGCUUCUCUGUGACGGAGCUUGCAUGGUCGAUGCUGGAGAUGAACAAACUCCACGGAGGAGGAGGAAUAGACGGUGGCUCUCACGACGCUGCUGCUGCGGGAGGCAAUCUUAAAACCUGGCUAAGUGCAGCGAUGAGUAACCAAGACACGUGUCUGGAAGGGUUUGAAGGAACAGAGAGAAAGUACGAGGAAUUGAUCAAAGGUACCUUAAGACAAGUCACUCAGCUUGUGAGCAACGUCUUAGACAUGUACACGCAGCUCAAUGCCUUGCCUUUCAAGGCAUCUAGGAACGAGAGCUUCACCGCAAGCCCUGAGUGGCUCACGGAGACCGACGAAAGUCUCAUGAUGCGUCAUGACCCCAGUGGGAAGCACUCAAACACGGUUGUGUCUUUAGAUGGAAAAGGGAAGUAUCGGACGAUUAAUGAGGCCAUCAACGAGGCUCCCAACCAUAGCACAAAACGAUAUAUUAUAUACGUGAAGAAAGGUGUGUAUAAAGAAAAUAUCGAUUUGAAGAAGAAGAAGACUAACAUCAUGCUUGUUGGUGACGGUAUCGGACAGACGAUUAUAACCGGUAACCUGAAUUUCAUGCAGGGCCUUACCACAUUCCGAACUGCAACCGUUGCUGUUUCCGGAAGAGGAUUCAUAGCAAAGGACAUAACAUUCAGAAACACAGCUGGACCACAAAACCGUCAAGCUGUCGCAUUGAGGGUUGAUUCCGACCAAUCCGCCUUCUAUCGAUGUAGCGUGGAAGGCUACCAAGACACUCUUUACGCCCAUUCCCUCCGUCAGUUCUAUAGAGAUUGUGAAAUUUAUGGUACGAUUGAUUUCAUAUUCGGAAACGGCGCUGCCGUUUUACAGAAUUGUAAAAUCUACACACGGGUCCCGUUACCGCUCCAGAAGGUAACGAUAACCGCGCAAGGGAGAAAAAGCCCUAAUCAAAAUACAGGGUUCGUGAUCCAGAAUAGCUACGUGUUGGCCACACAACCUACUUAUCUCGGCCGGCCGUGGAAACUCUAUUCAAGAACAGUUUACAUGAACACUUACAUGAGCCAGCUUGUCCAGCCCAGAGGAUGGCUUGAGUGGUUUGGUAACUUUGCUUUAGACACUUUGUGGUACGGAGAAUACAAUAAUAUUGGACCGGGUUGGCGAUCAUCAGGUCGGGUUAAAUGGCCUGGUUAUCAUAUCAUGGACAAACGGACUGCAUUGUCCUUCACCGUUGGAUCAUUCAUUGACGGUCAGAGAUGGCUUCCGGCAACAGGUGUCACGUUCACCGCUGGUCUAGCUAACUAACUCAAUUUCAGUUUUUAUAUUAUUUUAGAAUCAUAUGUUAUUAAUUUUCAUUUAUUGUUUGUCAUCGACAUAAUUCUCUGGUUUGCACAGGAAAAAAGAAUCAUGAGAUCAUGACAUAGAGUGUAUGUGUGUUUAAA